CCUGUAAAGUGACGUAGACAUCCGGAAGUUACCCGUUGUUUUGCAAUUAUGUUUUCAAUGAAAAUAUAUGCUAGUUGAGGUUGAUAUCUUUUAUUGAAUGAUUUAAUAAUAUAUUAGCUAGGGUUGAGCGUGCUGCAUGUUGACUGAAGAAAGGACAUGACGGUUUGAUUGGUCACGUACUCAUUUUGAGUGGGACAUGUUUUCAAAGAGGACAUAGGUGGGCUAUGUCUGUCCUCAGCUAUGACGCAUCUGUGGAAUUGUGAGCAAGCGGUUCGAAGGGGCAAUGAUUGGAAGCCAAUUAUCAAUAUCUGUCAGCAAUUGAAGCUGUAAGGUGGAUAACUUCCAAACAGUAAUAGCUAUGUUUAGUCACUAUUGUGAAAACGUGUGGACAAUGUUUUAUCUAUAAUUUUAGACUUUUUCAAAUCUAUUUUUUAAAUUACGUGUUAGCGAUAUUAUCAUCAUAGUUAUGGCUGCAUUGAGUGCCAGAAGCUUCCUCUUAAACCUAAGGUACACCGUCCAUAGAGUUGGAAGUUCUGUAAGAGUCCAACUCAUACCUAGCACUAGAACAUGUCUUGUCAAACGAGGCCAGAUUUUAACCCAGAUGCCAAAAGUCACCCUGCUGUGCUGGGGAGCAGUGAAUGCCACAUCCUGUAUGGCAAGAUGCCAAGAGGCCUUCCUGGCACCCCAGACUACAGACAGGAAGUCUAUAGCCAAAGUCCAGGUGCACAAGCUGGUGUUCUUCUUGCGCCUCAGCCUGCGCGCCCUGGUGUUACUCCUGAAGUUCGGCCCGAUCCUGUUGCUCUAUCCUCUGACUGUCAUCUCCUCUUACUGGGCCUCUCGCUGGCUGGAUGCCCUGCUGUGGGUCACUGAGACCUCUGGUCCUACCUUCAUUAAGCUGGGCCAGUGGGCCAGCACACGCAGGGACAUCUUCUCCCAGGACUUCUGCGAAUGUUUUUCCAGGCUGCACGUGCGUGUGCGUCCCCACUGCUGGGCCCACACCAAGCAGUGUCUGCGCCGAGCAUUCGGGGAGGGCUGGAGGAGGCUGUUUGUGUUUGAGGGCAGGGAGCCUGUGGGUUCAGGAUGCGUGGCUCAGGUGUACCGGGGAUGGGCCAGGGUGGACAGCGUGGAGGACACAGCCUUCCAGGCCCUAGUGGAGGAGAUGGAGAGAGAGGAUAUGCUGGAGGCCUGGGAGAUCCUGGGACUAAAGGGUGUCCUGGGGACUUUUAGGGGGCUGUGGAAGGGGAAAGAGGAUGAGGAGGACGAGGGCCAUCAUGAAACCAGGGAGAGGAGCUACACAGACGCUAAUGAGGACGGUACAGAGAAAGAGCAUCUGAUUCCUGUAGCUAUUAAGGUGCUUCAUCCAGGGAUCAGGAGACAGGUAGAGAUUGACAUGCUACUGAUGAGGGCAGGCAGCUGGCUCAUCAACUGUCUGCCUGGAUUCAAAUGGCUCAGCCUGCCUGAGAUAGUGGAGGAGUUUGAGGUGCUCAUGACCAAACAGAUUGACCUGCGGUUUGAAGCCAAUAACAUCGAAAAAUUCCGGGAGAAUUUCAAGGAUGUUGAUUUUGUCAAGUUCCCAACUCCUCUUCGACCAUUUGUCACCAGGUCAAUUUUAGUGGAAACCUUUGAGGAGAGUGAGCCCAUCUCCAACUACCUGAGACCGGAGGUCCCUCUAAAGGUGAAACAGAGAAUUGCCAGGAUGGGAGUGGAGACACUUCUCAAGAUGGUGUUUGUGGAUAACUUUGUGCAUGCGGACCUGCACCCGGGUAACAUCCUGGUCCAAUGUAGCAGGGGUGGAGGGGACAACGACCCCCAGGAAAGGGUCACCCUGACGGACCUGUGCGACACAGUGGUGGUGAGCAUGAGGCCGGCCCCGGCCCCUCUGCAGCUGGUGCUUCUGGACGCUGGCAUCGUGGCACAGCUCAACGACAGAGACCGUAGGAACUUCAGAGCCGUGUUCACCGCUGUGGUGCUACGACAGGGGGAACAGGUGGCAGAGCUGAUCCUGAACCAUGCCAGGACCAAUGAGUGCCAGGACGUGUCACGGUUCAAGAAGGAGAUGGCAGAGCUGGUGGACCAUGCCCUCAGCAACACUCUCUCACUGGGGAAGGUCCAAGUAACUGAUUUGCUAUCCAGAGUCUUUGGAUUGCUCAUCACCCACAAGGUGAAGUUGGAGAGUAACUUUGCGUCCAUUGUGUUUGCCAUCAUGGUGCUGGAGGGGCUGGGGAGGUCUCUGGACCCGAACCUGGACAUACUGGAGCUGGCCAAGCCUCUGCUGCUCAAGAACGCUGCCUCCCUCCUCUGACCCCUCUCACCCGCAUACCACCACAUCUGAGCAACACAGAAAUAGGCAGUGUUUGAGAGCAUCACCGACUGAGCAGGCUGACAUACAGUGGGGCAAAAAAAGUAUUUAGUCAGCCACCAAUUGUGCAAGUUCUCCCACUUAAAAAGAUGAGGCCUGUAAUUUUCAUCAUAGGUACACUUC
Messenger RNA from Oncorhynchus tshawytscha (Chinook salmon), 2482 nucleotides. RefSeq names its product aarF domain containing kinase 2 (gene adck2). The record is from RefSeq and is a predicted model, not a curated record. Gene Ontology annotation, cellular component: mitochondrion. Lineage: Eukaryota; Metazoa; Chordata; Actinopteri; Salmoniformes; Salmonidae. The transcript has 8 exons. Bases 467 to 2302 code for a protein of 611 amino acids.